AUGGCUCCUCAGCAGCAAGAUGUAUUUCAUGCGGUGAUUUUUGAUUCUGCCCGCCAGUCGGAUUCUAGCGAGCCUCUCAUCGAGCAUGGUUACUGCGCGAUGGAGGGGAAUCACGAUUCAGCAUCCACACCAGUGCCCAAUCUGUCCGAAAAAAUGUUUUCCACAUUCAAGUGGUCUUCUCUGUUCUUGGGCUUGCUCGUGGGAUUCUUCAUUCAGUUCAGUACUUUGGGAGCGAACUUUCUCGUUAUCACAAUUUGGGGCGAAGAGGUUGUCACUAAAUCCAAACAAGACAUCAUUCUGUUCAGUCUGAUGUGGUCCUUCUUUACUUCCGCCAUGGCCAUUGUAAUUCUCGGAUUUUUGCGUAAUCUGGUUUCCAUCACUUUCAAGGCGGUGUCCGGAGAAAAACAAGAAGAAGACGAUUCCAAGGCUAGUAACAGCCUUUUGGAAGAAAUGGUCCUUCACAUGGAAUGUCGUUUCGUCGUGGGUGCCCUGGUGGGUGUUUGCUUUGCCUGGACAAUGACCGACAUUUUGCUCGGCAUGAAAGCGCAGAUUAUGUACAGUAUCAUCACACUCGUGGUUGCGCUGAUUUGGUGCCGAAGCAUGAUGUGGUUUUUUGCUCGGUCGUCGGUCCAUCAGCCGGCCGUAUCUGGAUCGCUUCUGGUUGUAUAA
This is a messenger RNA of Phaeodactylum tricornutum CCAP 1055/1, 669 nucleotides long. RefSeq lists its product with no specific name. The record is from RefSeq and is a predicted model, not a curated record. The coding region runs from base 1 to 669 and encodes 222 amino acids. Lineage: Eukaryota; Bacillariophyta; Bacillariophyceae; Surirellales; Neidiaceae. The transcript has a single exon.